Molecule: messenger RNA, 675 nt
Organism: Suillus subalutaceus
Lineage: Eukaryota; Fungi; Basidiomycota; Agaricomycetes; Boletales; Suillaceae
Exons: 2
Coding region: 1-675 (224 amino acids)
Source: RefSeq, a predicted model, not a curated record
AUGGUCCAGCAGAAGGCCAAAGUGAUCUGCACUAGAUUACUCGAACGUCACAUUGCAGCAGAACGAGCAGGUGAUGAGCGUGGGGUACAGCUGGGAUCGCGGGAUCAUGCACGAGAUGAUAUGGGCUACUGGCAGCAGGAUCUGCAACGGAUUUGGCUUGUUGCCCGUCCUAGAACACUCAUGACCCAUAUUCGAGACUGUGAUCUGCAUGCCAAGAGCGUUCGGUCACGGGCACAAGGUGAACUUAUGAAUGGCUCACCCAACAAAUCUGCUCGCUUCAAUCAACUGAUGCAGCCGGCGGCGGAACUGUCUGUGCCUCAGUUAUACAGUGAUUCCCCUCAGAUCACAGCUUUGAUACCACCCCAUGUUCCCUCUUCUGCAUCUGCAUCACCGAUGCUCGGUCUCCAUAUUCCAGGUUCUUCAGCAUCUGCCAGUGGCUCCUUACAGUUGUUAUCUUUACCAAGUCCACUAGCAUUUGACUCUCGUGCACCCAGUCCUGCAAUGUCUGAUAUCUCCCUUCUUCCGGUUCACGUUCCCUCAAAACGCCAACACAUGAGCCAUGCAGGGGCAUACCGUUCUGUUUCACAGCCUGUGGCUCUUUCCUUGUUGCCUCACAUUGGAGCUUGUGUCACAAAUUCCAAAUACGAACCAUUAUUUUUUCUUAAACACUCGUAA